AUGGGGGCGGUUGAGGAGGCGGACAAAAACUAUGGUGAAGUGGGGUCCACUUCUCGCGCCAGAGUCGCCACCGCAGCCCUAAGGUUGCCAUUGAUUUCAGCAGUUACAGUAUUUUUGAACCUACUGGUGAUCAUCUCCAUCUCUCACUUCAAGCAGCUCCACACUCCAACAAACCUGCUCAUUCUCUCUCUGGCUGCGUCAGAUCUCCUGGUGGGACUGAUUGUGAUACCAGUAAUGACUGUAGCAAUAAUGGAACCAUGCUGGGGUUUUGGAGAAUAUUUCUGUGUGUUUCAUUUCUACAUUACUUUUUUAUGUACUACUUUAUCGCUUGGCAAUUUGGUCUUGAUAUCUAUUGACCGCUAUGUUGCUGUGUGUGAUCCCUUAUUGUACCACUCUAAAAUAACAAUAACAGGAACUAUCUGUUGUAUAUCCAUCACCUGGUGUUGUUGCAGCAUAUACGAUGCUGUUAUUAUACAAAACUUUGUAAAUGUACAGACACCCAGUAGGUGUUUGACAGAAUGUGUUAUUGUUGAAGGAAUAACCUGGGUUAAUAUAAUUUACGUUGUAUUUAUAAUGGUUGUCCCUUGCUCUAUUAUUAUAACACUUUAUAUGAAAAUCUUUGUGGUGGCCAGAUCACAGGCCAGAAAGGUAUUUUCAAAAGAGGCUGCCAGUGUGUCUGGUGUUAAAACUGUACAGGCAAAUAAGUCUGAGAGAAAAGCAGCAAAAACUCUAGGUAUUGUUGUUUUCACCUAUCUCCUUUCUUGGAUUCCAUCUCUAUUUAUUUACUUUGUUUUAUCUGUUAUAGGUGAUCAUUUAAUAUCAUAUUUCACCAGCUAUCUGGCACUUUUUAAUUCCUUAAUGAAUCCAAUAAUUUAUGCUUUCUUUUAUCCAUGGUUCAAAGUGACAGCUAAACUUAUUUUAACUUUGAAGAUAAGACAUUUAUAG
Oncorhynchus tshawytscha (Chinook salmon) is the source of this 945-nucleotide messenger RNA. Its product is annotated as trace amine-associated receptor 7a-like. Gene Ontology annotation, molecular function: trace-amine receptor activity. NCBI's taxonomy places the organism in Eukaryota, Metazoa, Chordata, Actinopteri, Salmoniformes, Salmonidae. The record is from RefSeq and is a predicted model, not a curated record. The coding region runs from base 1 to 945 and encodes 314 amino acids. Gene Ontology annotation, cellular component: membrane. Gene Ontology annotation, biological process: G protein-coupled receptor signaling pathway. The transcript is spliced from 2 exons.